AUGGGAGAUUUCAACUCCAUACUUUAUUAUGAUGACAGGAGGAAUGGUAGUAUUGUUACUAAUUUUGAAACAAGAGAUUUUGAAGCUUGCAUUGAUAGUGCUGCAUUGUCUAAACUGAAGAGUUGUGGCCAUUUCUACUCAUGGAGUAACAAGGGACAAGGGGAUUUGAGAAUUAGCUCUAGAAUUGGUAGAGCAUUUGGUAAUGCAGGUUGGCAGUUAGGGUUUACUGAUGCAGUGGUGAACUAUCUGAAUCUAGGAUUCUCUGAUCACUCUCCUUUAUUAAUGACCUGCAAUGUCAAUCUGAUUAAUGGUGGAGGCCAUUUAAGUUCUUCAAUUAUAUGGAAGACCACCCCAAUAUCCUGUAGGUUGUUCAAACAUGGUGGGAAGCUGACAUUCAUGUUUGCUAAACUUGAAGAAGGAAUUGAGAGCAUCAGGGAGGAGUUGGGUACAAUUCAGUCUCAAUUGGCUGUCAAUUACACUGAUGUGGAUCUGCAAGGUGCUGAAAAGGAUUAUACAAAUAAACUGAAGAAAUUCUUACAUGUUCAAGAGUUUGCACAUAGGAAGAAGUCAAGAAUUAAGUGGUUGCAAGCUGGUGACUCAAACUCUAAAUUCUUUUUCGGUGCAAUGAAGGAGAGGCAAGCUAGAAAUAGUAUUGAUGUUCUGUAUGACAACACAGGGAAGAAGCUAACCGCUAUGCAAGAGAUUAAGGGGGAGAUUAGUGAAUUCUACAAGAGCUUGAUUGGUACUGUUGCUCCAACCUUAAUUAGGAUAGAUGUUAACAUAGUAAGGAUGCAAGGAGUGAUUGGAGAUGUGAUCAACACCUCACAUGCUGGUUUUAUUCCUGGCAGGGCUAUUUCUGAUAACAGCUUGUUCCCUUGUGAGUUAGUGAAGUGUUAUUCUAGAAAAUAUGUUUGUCCCAAGUGCAUGAUAAAGCUGGAUUUGAAGAAAGCUUAUGACUCUUUAGAAUAG
Messenger RNA from Spinacia oleracea (spinach), 969 nucleotides. RefSeq lists its product as uncharacterized. Lineage: Eukaryota; Viridiplantae; Streptophyta; Magnoliopsida; Caryophyllales; Amaranthaceae. Bases 1 to 969 code for a protein of 322 amino acids. The transcript has 3 exons. The record is from RefSeq and is a predicted model, not a curated record.